CCCCUUCAUCGCCAUCACCACUUAGUCUACUUGCCACCGCCAUGUAUGAUGGUCGUACCCUGAAGUACUCGCGGCCCGGUACUGUACCGCCCAUGCAAUCUGACUGAGGUCUUGGUGUUGUGUGGGUUGUGGGCACCAAUGCGGAAGAUCCUAGGAAAGGCCAAGGAUGCUCCUGAAACAGAACAAUGGUUGCUCCCGGAUCGAGGUGUCGAAUGGGGCUAGGUGAACCAUUUGGGAGUUUUCUCAGCUGCGCCUGCGUCCAAGUAACCCUUCUACGGUAUGCCUACUUCACCCUUGCUGCCCUACGAUAGCACGGCGGUGAGCGGCGGAAAAUCGUGUCCCAGGGAGCAUCUGUGAUACAAAGAAUGUCCCCAGUCACCACGCGUUCCCACUUUGGGUUUGGAUCAUGGGAAGACUUUCGUGGCUGUGGCGCAAAGUCGUUAUCCAAUACCGGGAUAACCCACAACUUUCCAUUGCGGGGCGAAGGGAAACAUAUCCGCUUGAGCCUCAUGGGAGAGGGAGAGGGAGAGAGAAAGAGAGAGCGUGCACUUCCCUUGGGUUGCUGAGACGAGCUGAAUGGGGGCAUCCAUUUCAUAGUUCCACAGGCGUGGGCUUGGAUGCCAUGCAUACGUAUGCAAGCCACCGAACAAAAUCCUUGAGGUUUGAAUAUCAAGCGAUGCGUUUCUCCUCCAUCUCUCCUCCUUCUCGCAUGCAAUACUACAUAUUCAAUACAGCCCGCUAGUCCACAAUCCAGAUCGCCAUCUGGAGACACACCUUGGGCUUGCCUUCCUCAUACACGUUUGGCUUCCCCUCUCGUGCAACAAAAACGAAGUUGGAGGUAACUCCUCCAAUAGCAAUCAUACCGGGUAUUCCAAAGAGUUGGAGUUGGCAAAUCCGAGAGGAUUGGAUUCCCUGAGAUUCGAAUAUAGCAAAUUGGGGUAGUCGCUCUUUCCACCAACUCCAAAAAUGCAAACCAUAACCUCCAGUUUGGCUCUCCUAUCGCUAUCUCUGCCGAUUGCCUUGUCAACCAUUCCUUCUUCACAUAGAAGGAUAAUCCCGUUCUAUAUUUCGGAGGGCUCUGGAGAUAUGCCCUGCUACAGCUUUAGCCCCGAACAACUUGAAAGAUUCAUGGCUGCUACCGGUUUCGGGUCGUUGGCCCUGCUUCUCACCGUCGUGUUGGGGCCCUUGGUCGUCCGCAAUCUUUUACGCCAGAGACAACGCCUUUCAGCACCAAGAGAACCCAGCUCAAUUGUGGUUAUACCCCUGUUACAGGAGAAGAAAUCGUUGGCAUUUGGAGAGAAUCCGGACUAUCACAAUAUCGGGUUUCGUUACCGGCCCCCUGGCAAGAUGCCCCCGCAAAGUCAGUGCGCUAGCUCACAGCUUUCAGCUGCCGACGAACUGCCGCCCUGUGCAUGUUGCCCUGCAGAGACGAACCCUAGUACAGAAACCGUGGGGUCCAGAAAUUCCCGGGCGCCUCGGAGAUCGCCCUUCAAACCGAUCUUACCGGGUAUGAAAACGAUGAUUGAGGAAGGGGUAGAUCCUGUGACUGGACAUCGAUGGAGGCGGAAGGUUGUAGUUUACACCGGGGGGUUUGGAGAUUCAUUGGGCGGGGCAAGUGCCACAACAGAUAAGCAGGAGGAGAAGAAGAAAGCACCAGCAGUGGGGGUUUAGGGGGUAUUUGUUUAGAUUGAUUUCCUAGGUUCUCAAUUGUGAACUAUAAAAUUGGAGGAGGCAGGGAUACUGUGUUGCCCAACGAAUUUUCAUUUUCUAUCUGGAGAUGGACUUUUGUUUAAAGUAUCUUUUUCUUUUCUUUCUAGUGCAGUAUAUACGAGUACCCAGAAACAAUGUACAGUGCCAAUAAUAUAAUAUUUUUCUCAUUUAA
Tuber melanosporum (Perigord truffle) is the source of this 1882-nucleotide messenger RNA. RefSeq lists its product as uncharacterized. Lineage: Eukaryota; Fungi; Ascomycota; Pezizomycetes; Pezizales; Tuberaceae. The coding region runs from base 967 to 1671 and encodes 234 amino acids. The record is from RefSeq and is a predicted model, not a curated record. The transcript has 2 exons.